AUGUCUAAAAUACCGGUUGCACUUGUGACGGGCGCUACUCGCGGGAUAGGACGUGCCAUUGUAGAUAAGUUAUCUAGUAAAGGCUUAUGUUGCAUUAUGGUGGGUUCCAGCAUGGAAAGCUUCGAUUUGAUGCGCCAAAAGCCACUAUCAAUUUCGCAAGAUAGCCAGUGGCAUCGCGGGCUGGCCAUUGAUCUAGCACAAUGGCCCUAUUGGACGAAGCAAACAUCUUUCUCUGGCGUUCACUUUUCCGGAACUAAUGAAACACUCCACAAAAAUGGCAAGUGGUCGCUUCUGGAGAUGGACAACGGGUACGACCUCGCAAUGCUUGUUAAUUGUGCGGGCAUCGUGCAAGCGUCGCCGUCCGUGCUGUGUGGGACCGAGCAGAUGCAGCGUCUGACGAACGUCAACCUCCUGAGUGCUAUCAGCAUGUGUAACAUUGCCUCCAGACGGAUGAUGCGGUCUCGCAGACAUCUCGUUCGCGCGCCCUGCAUAAUCAACAUUUCCUCCGUCUUGGGGGACCCAAACGUCGACCCAAUGCCCGGGACGUCUCUAUACAGUGCCUCCAAGGCAGCCUUAGCUCAGUACUCGCGGGUCUUGUCUGCGGAACUCAGCCGCGCUGGCGUGUCCGUCCAUUGCAUCUCACCAUCCUUGGUACCUGGCACGGACAUGAUUCAGAAUCUGAAUAGCAUGGCACGGUCACGGCUGGAGGCUCAAUUUGACGCUGAAAAAAGCCACCAAAGUCCCCAGCAGAUUGCCAAGCAUGUAUGGGAUAUCUACGCGAGCCAUUGA
Molecule: messenger RNA, 789 nt
Organism: Lachancea nothofagi CBS 11611
Lineage: Eukaryota; Fungi; Ascomycota; Saccharomycetes; Saccharomycetales; Saccharomycetaceae
Source: the annotation of a GenBank genome assembly